AUGGCGCAAACACCACAGCAACGACGUGCGAAUGAACGAUUUGCUAAGAGCGAGUCCGCCAAAAGAGGGAAAGGUCCCAUCACCAAACCUAAAGCAAUUGCGAAGGCACCCAUUUCUGCGGGUUGGCUUGUCAUUUUGGCCUUUGUCGUUUGUGGUGGCCUCCUAUUGGAGCUCGUAAGGAUCGUCCCUGAGAUCUGGUCUACUGUGGCCUCGGUGCUCUCGCGCCUGACCAGAUAA
This is a messenger RNA of Penicillium taxi, 237 nucleotides long. RefSeq names its product RAMP4 family protein. Lineage: Eukaryota; Fungi; Ascomycota; Eurotiomycetes; Eurotiales; Aspergillaceae. The transcript has 3 exons. Bases 1 to 237 code for a protein of 78 amino acids. The record is from RefSeq and is a predicted model, not a curated record. Gene Ontology annotation, cellular component: endoplasmic reticulum.